Messenger RNA from Sesamum indicum (sesame), 957 nucleotides. Its product is annotated as heat stress transcription factor B-3. Gene Ontology annotation, cellular component: nucleus. NCBI's taxonomy places the organism in Eukaryota, Viridiplantae, Streptophyta, Magnoliopsida, Lamiales, Pedaliaceae. Gene Ontology annotation, biological process: regulation of transcription by RNA polymerase II. Gene Ontology annotation, molecular function: DNA-binding transcription factor activity; RNA polymerase II cis-regulatory region sequence-specific DNA binding. The record is from RefSeq and is a predicted model, not a curated record.
GUUUAAUUAGCUUACUAUAUAUAUAUGAUCGAUGGAGAGUAGUAGUGAUCAGAGUCAUCAUGGAAAGGGUUUGGUGGAAUAUGUGAUGAGGAAGGCGGCGCCACCACCCUUCUUGCUGAAGACGUAUAUGCUGGUGGAGGAUCCGGCGACGGAUGGCGUGAUAUCGUGGAACGGCGAGGGCACGGCGUUUGUGGUGUGGCAGCCGGCGGAGUUCGCCAGUGACCUCCUUCCUACUCUCUUCAAGCACAGCAAUUUCUCCAGCUUUGUCAGGCAGCUCAACACCUAUGGUUUCCGCAAAGUAGCGACAAACAGGUGGGAGUUCAGCAACGACAAGUUCCGGAGAGGCGACAGAGAUAAACUCUGUGAGAUUCGUCGAAGGAAGUCAUCAUCGUCCAACAAGCCACAGCCUGACGUACAAGUCCAACCAGCAGCAGCUAAAUUAGGUCAAAUUGAGGAAGAUGAUCAAAAGUCGUCGUCAUCAACUUCAUCGUCAUCAGAAUUAGCUACCCUCAUUCUCGACAACAAAAGACUCAAGCAAGAGAACGGCUUCUUGAGUUCGGAGCUGGCCGUCAUGAAGAAGAGAUGCAAAGGACUUGUUGAUCUGGCGGCAAUCUACGGUGGGCAUUUAGAGAGAGAAGAUCAAAGGGGGGUUGAUGAACUUGAAGAAACUUGCAGUGAGGGUCCGAAGCUCUUUGGUGUGAGGUUGGAGUUGGAGGUUGAAGCCGGUAAUAAUAAAUAAUGUCAUAUAUAUGGAGAAGAAGAGAAUUAGGUUUUAAUUAGGGGGGUUGGGUGGAUGAUUCUACUAAAAAGUCUAUUUGAUACUUGUGAAUUUGGAAAUCAAGGGUUUAAAUUAAGACAAAUUCUUAUCCAAACUAAAGUUGGGAGAAUCAAUACCGUUGCUCUUUAUGAAUUGUACACUAAUUAUUAUGUUUAUCAUGUAAUUAAUUAGUUUAUGUU